Molecule: messenger RNA, 5041 nt
Organism: Acanthisitta chloris (rifleman)
Lineage: Eukaryota; Metazoa; Chordata; Aves; Passeriformes; Acanthisittidae
Gene: FAM135A
Product: family with sequence similarity 135, member A
Exons: 19
Coding region: 1-4521 (1506 amino acids)
Source: RefSeq, a predicted model, not a curated record
AUGAGUGAAGUUCAGGCUAUGGUAGAAUUCUCCGUGGAGCUCCACAAAUUCUUCAAUGUUGAUUUGUUUCAAAGAGGCUUUUACCAGAUACGUGCAUCUAUGAAAAUUCCUCCAAGAAUUCCACACAAAUUAGAAGCUAGUUUGUUACAUGCAACUGGUGCAGAUCUUGCCUUUCCUGCUUCAGUCCAUGACAACGUAGUUUGCAGUAAAACCUUUCAGAUUCUUUAUAAAAAUGAGGAAGUUGCUGUGAACGAUGUGAUGAUUUUCAAAAUAAAAAUGCUGUUAGAUGAGAGGAAGAUUGAGGAGUCGCUUAAUGAAAUGAAUUUUCUGCUAACAUUAGAUCUGCACUUCACAGACACAGACUAUUCACCAGAUGACUUGAGCACACUACAGCCAAUUAGUAGCCGAACUUUAAAGUUGCACUUUAACUUACACCAAGGCCUUCAUCAUUAUGUCAAUGUAAUGUUUGAUUACUUCCACCUCUCUGUCAUAUCGGUUAUAGUCCAUGCUUCUUUGGUUGCUCUGCAUCAGCCAUUGAUAAGUUUCCCUCGCCCAGUGAAGAAUACAUGGUUGAACAGGAAUGCACCAGCACAAAACAGGGACUCUGUGAUUCCUUCUCUUGAGAGUGUGGUCUUUGGCAAUAACUACACAAAACAGCUAUCAGCAGAUGGUUGCAGUUUUGUUGUUUCAGAGGCUUUCCUCAGUCAUGCUUAUAAUUUCCACUACACACUCUGUGCCAGUUUGCUGCUUGCUUUCAAAGGGUUGCACAGCUAUUUCAUGAUGAUCACAAAGGAGCUCCCCUCGUCUCACCGCAUCGAGCUGGAAAACAUAGAUGUCGAAGUUCGUCUUACAGAAUUGUGUGAAGAAGUAAAGAAAAUGGAAAAUCCUGAUGAACUGGCAGAACUUAUAAAUAUGAAUCUUGCUCAGCUUUGCUCACUACUAAUGGCUCUCUGGGGACAGUUUCUGGAGGUCAUUACCUUACAGGAGGAGGUCACAGCUUUGCUAGCACAAGAGCAUCACACAUUAAGAGUGCGCAGGUUUGCUGAAGCAUUCUUCUGUUUUGAGCAUCCCAGGCAAGCUGCCCUUGCCUAUCAGGAACUACAUGCUCAAGGUCAUCUACAGAUGUGUGCAGCUAUCAAAAACACUUCCUUCUGCAGUUCUCUCCCACCCCUCCCUAUUGAAUGCAGUGAGCUAGAUGGAGAUAUGAACUCCUUGCCUAUCAUCUUUGAAGAUCGAUAUUUAGAUUCAAUUACUGAAGAUCUGGAUGUACCCUGGUUGGUAGUUCAGAAUCUUCCAAGGGCAGAGUCCAAUAAACUGGAUAAAUUUGAAGCUGAAGAAGGUUUUGUUGCUGGUUUUACUAGCCCAGAACUGAAAAUAAGACCUGCAGGUGCCUCCAGCUUUUGGCAUUCAGAAACUGAAAAGAUGCUAACAAAAACUUUGAAAGGGAAAAAUGAAGAUGCAAAUAAAUCCAAAGUUAAGGUCACUAAGCUCAUGAAAACAAUGAAACCUGAAAAUACAAAAAAAGUCAUAAAGCAGAACUCAAAGGACUCUGUGGUCUUAGUAGGCUACAAAUGUUUGAAAAGUGCAGCACUGGAAGAAGGCUCUAGAAGCUUGGAAGGCAGACCUUCCUGCAACGCCAGCGAGGGGCUGGACCCUGCGCUGGGCGGGUUUCCGUGGGAUACAAAGCCCUGCACCAGGCAGAUCAGUCAAAAAGACCUUCCAUUUUUGCCACCUGGAACUGAGGAAAAGACUACCAAGAUUGAAGGUGACCAACCAGCUCCAGGUAGUCCUGUGCACUGUGAAAAUGAGGCUGUUUUGGAUAGACUGACCACCUCCCAGACAGGUUCUGGAACUGUUCAAGCAGAUAGUGCUUUACAGCUCAGAGGUACACUUGAAGGUUGUCAUGGAGGUCAACCAGCUCCCUCAGGAGUCAGGACAAUUGAGGUCAAGCCAAGUAAUAAGAGUCCUUAUGAAGGGGAGAAAGUAGAGGUUCACAUUGGAUCUUGGGCUGAGUUUCCCCAAGGUGGAGUGCACGGAGGGAACUUGCAGACCCCCAGUAUUCAGUCUUCAGAAUCUGGAAAUACAUCACACUCAGGAGAACAGGAACCAGUGCUUGGAAAGGAAGAUGUCCAUGAGAGAAACUCUCAGCCUACCAGUGACAUCUUGACAAAAAUGAAAAGUAAUCCUCCUGCUCUUUCUACAAAAGAAAGUCAACUUCUUUCAAGUGGAGACAUGACUAAAUUACCAGAUGUGAGUGUGACAUAUGCCUCUUCUAGGUUUUCAGAUUCAGGUAUAGAAAGUGAACCAAGUUCUUUUGCAACUCAUCCCAACCCUGACCAUGUUUUUGAAAAUAUUCAAGGGCAAAGUGCAUACAAUGGUGAGAGAGUAUUUCCUCAGCUUUUACUAAAACCAGACUGUGCUGUAAAAAAUGCAAUAGAAAGCCAUUGCACUGAGAGUACGAGUGCUGUAAGUGAAAUACAGUCAUCCCUGACAUCCAUAAAUUCGCUGCCUUCAGAUGAUGAUGAGCUGUCACCUGAUGAGAAUUCAAAGAUAUCUGUUGUCCCUGAACGCCAGCUAAGUGACAGCAAAACAGUGUUGGAUCUAGGAGCGAUUGACUUGACAAAAUGUGGUGACAGUAAAACUUCAAACACCAAUUUGCAGCAACAGGGUGUUGUAUUUUCAGGGCACUCAGAUAAAAAAACUCUGUCUAUACAUUCCUCACUCUCAGGAACACAAGAUCUAUUACACUUAGUUGUUUCAGAUGAGGAUACAUCUGCUGAUGUGAAAAGUUACAGCCCACAGGCAGACCCUGGCACAACCUGCAGGGGCUCUCAGGACACCGAAAAGCAUCCUAAAGCUACAGAAGAAACUGUUAAAUUGCAUUUGGAAACAACUUGCAUGGGUGAGACACCUGUGGUUUCAGGUUCUUCAUCUGUAAAUGCAGUGUAUGAGGUUGAAAAAACAAAUGAAGGAGAACAUAAUGAGCCUUUAGAACUAAAGGAGACAACAGAAGAAUUGUCAGUAGCUAAAAGUGAAGCUGGUACAGAUAAUCCUUCUCCAACAGGUAGUGCUGACAUGGUAAGGCAAGGGCUUGUGGAAAACUAUUUUGGCUCUCGAAGCAGCACUGAUACUUCAGAUAUUUGGCCUAUGGACAACAGCAAUCCUGUCAGCCCUCAAAAGGAAACCUAUGAAAACCAAAUUAUUUGUUCUUCCCAACAAGAUGAGGAAGAAGAGGAGGAGGAGGAGGAGGAUCAAGAAAUGAUUGAAAACGGAUAUUAUGAGGAAACAGACUAUAGUAUAUUGGAUGGAGCUUCCAGUGCUGACCAGGAUCAUAGCUCAGCAGAAGAGAGAGGCCUGAGAUCUGACAGGAUCGAUAGUGGACACCUGCAGGACAUAAUGACUGUGCCUCCUGUCUGUACUCCUGGUUGUCUGUCUUUCCCUUCUUCUCUGAGGGACUCUCCUUGCAAUGUUAUCUGUUCUACAAAGAGUAAAUCUGAUACAAUCACACAACAGCCAGGCAGCACAUCCUACAGCUCAGCUUCGGCUGUCUCCUGGUAUGAAAGCUCCCCAAAACCUCAAAUGUUGGCUUUCCUACAGGCAAAAGAAGAAUUGAAGCAACUUAAACUCCCUGGAUUUAUGUAUAGUGAUGUUUUCAAACUGGCUUCUUCAAUACCUUAUUUCAGCAUGGAGGAGGAUGACUGUUCAGAAGAAGGAAUACAUCUUAUAGUCUGUGUCCAUGGCCUAGAUGGUAACAGCGCAGAUCUAAGAUUAGUGAAGACUUACAUUGAGCUAGGGCUGCCUGGAGGGAGGAUUGAUUUUCUUAUGUCUGAAAGGAAUCAGAAUGAUACCUUUGCUGAUUUUGAUUCCAUGACAGAUCGCCUUUUAGAUGAAAUUAUACAGUAUAUACAAAUUUAUAAUCUUACCCUUUCAAAAAUCAGCUUUAUUGGACACUCACUGGGUAACUUAAUAAUCCGUUCAGUGCUCACAAGACCUCGAUUUAAAUAUUACCUCAACAAACUUCACACCUUCCUGUCCCUGUCUGGACCACAUCUCGGUACCCUCUACAACAGCAGUGCUCUUGUUAAUACAGGGCUGUGGUUUAUGCAGAAAUGGAAGAAAUCUGGUUCAUUAUUGCAACUGACGUGUCGAGACCACUCGGAUCCGCGACAGACGUUCUUGUAUAAACUCAGUAAAAAAGCAGGUCUUCAUUACUUCAAAAACAUUGUGUUAGUAGGAUCUCUGCAGGAUCGUUAUGUUCCUUAUCACUCUGCUCGCAUUGAGAUGUGUAAAACAGCUUUAAAGGACAAACAAUCAGGACCAAUUUAUGCUGAAAUGAUCCAGAACCUGCUCCUGCCAGUUCUGCAGAACAAGGAAUGUAAUUUGGUUCGUUACAAUGUCAUCAAUGCAUUGCCCAACACGGCGGAUUCUCUCAUCGGGAGAGCUGCACACAUUGCUGUUCUUGACUCAGAAAUAUUUUUGGAAAAAUUCUUUCUUGUUGCUGCCCUAAAAUAUUUUCAGUAGAGAAAAGCAUUGUAAGAGACUUGGUUAUUACCUCAUUAACAGAUGAAUCAAAAGAUGUGUGGUGUUCAAGUAUAGCUGCAGCUGUAUUUUAAGAGAUAUUUAUACUUUUUAUAUGGAAGAUAAUUUAUAUCAUCCACACUUAGGGCUUUUUAACAUCAACUUUACUUUCUAGGUAAUGUGGCUGUGCAAUAUUUUUUUAUUUUGUUCUUUUUACUUUUCUAUUACUUUUUCUUAAUUUUGGGUACCUAAUUAUUUGGAGAUUAAAGCACAGUGUACUUUUGGUUGGUUUGUUCUGGGCUCUCAGACUACAGAAGUCGAUGUUACUUCGCUACAUUUCACACGAGGCUUCAGAUGCCAAAAAUAAAUUGGAUUUUAAAAUAAUAAGAAGGUCUUACGUGUUCAGUUGUAUUUUAGCACCGUAGGAAGUUUAACUGGAAACACAUGGAGCUGCUAAAAUACUGGAUGUUUGGGAAGGACUCUAUCUGCAGGUGUGGCAAAGAAGUGACCGAGUUGUCUGUUC